GCAUCGGACGACCUUUGGUAUUUCUUUGAGUCAGAAUGGGUUCGAGCCCCUGCCAUGGAUAUCUUCACAUCCUCCUUUUUGUGCUGCUCAUUUCUCUUCAAGGAAGCAACUCCUUCAUCUCCACACAGCAUGGUCUGCUCCGCUAUGCAUCAGUCGGCUCAAGACAGCAAGACCAUAUUUGUGUCAGGCAAUCUCGCUCCCUGAAGCAUCUUCGAAUCCCAAGAAUGCAGCAGAGCGACUUGGGAAGUGAUCGCAGUGACUGGCUGACGUUCAGGGAGAAGCUGGAAGAACAGUAUCUGACCACUGGCAAAGAAGGCAAGGCUGGAGUAAAGAGGCUGAACAACGCGGCCGAUAAAGCACAGACAACGUCGAAUGUUUGGAAGUACGAUGUAGGCGAAUUAGUGCAAGCCGGGACCUUGCUGUUUUCGAUCAACACGCACAGCCCACAUGUCGACCAACAGUUUCACAAAAGUUUAGUGCUCGUCCUGUCCCACACCCCGCGUUACACACAGGGGAUCAUUCUCAACAGGCCAUCUCAAUUCUCGACGGAGAAUGGAUGGAGGCUGUGGCAUGGAGGCAACAUCCAAGGGUUCUCUGCUCCACGGGACUUGAAGCACUAUCUUUGCUUGCACAAGUUAGAUGGAGAGGUAGCACAAAGAGUAUCAGCUAAGAUAGUAGACGGCGUCUACUUCACCUCCCUCAACUCAGCUGAGUCCCUUGUGCAAGCUGGGCAUGCGAGAAAAGAAGACUUUGUCGUCUUCUUGGGAUAUGUUGGGUGGGCAUCUGGGGAUCUUGAAGCUCAGGUUGAUUCCGGACUCAACAGGAACUGGUUCAUAGCAUCCGCGGGCAAGUCAACCAAGUCGCAGGUCUGUCAGGCCUGCCAACAAGUCUGCAAGGAAUACUCCAAGAGAUGCAACAACUGCGUGAGGAAGUCGACGGUCUCGUCGGACGUUCUGCUGGCCCGCAUACUCGACGAUUUGAAAGGUUUCAGCUCUACAGAGGAGGAGGCGGGGAUCGACAUAUGGGAUACUUGGAUGUCUGCUGUUGGGCUUGGGAGUUUCUCGGCGAAAUCUCAGUCAGAGUUGGAGGACGCGAUGAUGAAGGAGUGGGCGAGGAGGCUGCUGAUUGACAGGCCCGAGGAGAUCCGAAUUCCACAGCAUACCCUCCCGAGCCUCAAGGCUGGCUUGCUCCUCCGGGCCAACGGCCCUGCACCUUUCAUCUUCGCUCGAGAGUAUCUGCACAAGUCGGUUGUGCUGAUUCUUGAAGACAACCGAGAACAGACGGUUGGAGUUGUUCUCAACAGACCGAUGCGAACCUCAGCUGUGAAACUCUCCAAGUUCUCUCCUGAUCUCUUCGGGGGGCGCUGGCUGAGUUUUGGCGGAGAAUAUUCGGCAGGAAACCUUUCCCUCAUAGCGAUCCACACGUCGGAACAUCUGGCGAGACAGAAGAUCGGCAUGAGAGUGUCUGAGGACUCUCAAUUCUACAUUUGCUCCAUGGCAGACGUGUCAAAGUCCGUGUCUUCGGGGCAAGCGACGGAGAGUGAUUAUCUGUUCACCAGCGGGUUCUGUGUGUGGCCCAAGCAAAAGGUGGAGGAGACAAAAAUCUCACAGGACAUGUUCUACGGCAGUUCGAUCCCUUCAGGCACCAUGAGCGACUUGCUGGCUAAGGAGAUGUUCGUCCCGGUAGACCAUCUCAGCGUCGACGAGUGGACCCACCUCAGAGGCCAGCAGCAGCCCGUGUCCCGGUCCCGGAGGCUCCUUCAGCGAUGCGAUCGAAUCAGUGGAAGGUCAUUCCGACGAGGGAAGCUGGAUUGGGAAGGCGGAGAUAGAGGGUGUAAGGGAGUACAGCUGGGGUGUGACGUGUGGGAGUCGUGCGUGCAGAGGGAGGGAGCGGAUGCUGGAGCAGGCGCGUCGGGCCCUCACGCUCUCUUUGACGAGGAGGUUCUUGGUGACAUCGCACUGUGCAACUACGUGGAAAGGAACCUGCGGGCCAAAAGAGACACCAGGCGCUUCGGGCGGGUGCGGGUGCUGAAGGUUCAAUGAAGACAAGGC
This is a messenger RNA of Guillardia theta CCMP2712, 2051 nucleotides long. RefSeq lists its product as hypothetical. The transcript is spliced from 9 exons. The record is from RefSeq and is a predicted model, not a curated record. Lineage: Eukaryota; Cryptophyceae; Pyrenomonadales; Geminigeraceae. Bases 36 to 2042 code for a protein of 668 amino acids.